Messenger RNA from Vitis vinifera (wine grape), 1890 nucleotides. Its product is annotated as F-box/kelch-repeat protein At1g57790. Lineage: Eukaryota; Viridiplantae; Streptophyta; Magnoliopsida; Vitales; Vitaceae. The record is from RefSeq and is a predicted model, not a curated record. The coding region runs from base 120 to 1250 and encodes 376 amino acids. The transcript has 3 exons. Gene Ontology annotation, molecular function: protein binding.
UUACAAGUCCAGCUUCUAAAAAACAGCCCCUCUUCACACACUCUCUCUCCCUGCACUUUCUCUCUCUUGUCCUUCUCUGUACUCUCUACAGGCGCAGCUUUUUCUAUUUCUCACUCACCAUGUCUGGGAAGAAAAGGAGAAGAUUGAAAGAGUUAGCUGAAACAACCGCAGACAAGCAAGCAAUUACAAAUGCAGAGAAGGCAGUGACACUGGAGCUACAAAGUUGGUCUGACCUUCCGGCAGAACUUUUGGAACUGAUUAUGUCCUGUCUAACUCUAGAGGAGAAUAUUCGCGCAUCUGCUGUUUGCAAGAGAUGGUACUCAGUUGCAAUUGCCACCCGGGUGGUAAACCAAACCCCAUGGAUUAUGUUCUUUCCAAAGGUUGGUGACACGUAUGAAUUCUAUGAUCCAUUACAGCGCGAGACCUACUGCAUUGAUUUACCAGAAUUAUGUGGCUCUAGGGUUUGUUCUACCAUUGAUGGAUGGUUGUUACUAUACAGACCUAGAACUCACCGUGUGUUCUUCUUUAAUCCCUUUACUAGGGAGUCAAUCAAACUGCCGAGAUAUGAGAUGUCCUAUCAGAUAGUUUCUGUCUCUGCUGCCCCAACAUCUGCCAGCUGCAUAGUAUUCACAAUUAAGCAUAUCAGUCCCACUGUCGUUGCUAUUAGCACUUGUCAUGCUGGUGCUACCGAGUGGACUACUGUUAAUCACCAAAAUCGCCUGCCUUUUGUUAGUAGCAUUUGGAAUAAGUUGGUUUACUGCAAUGGACUCUUUUAUUGUCUUAGCCUCACUGGUUGGCUAGGGGUUUUUGAUCCAGAUGAUCGUUCUUGGGAUGUUCUUUCUAUCCAUCCACCCAAAUGCCCUGAGAACUUUUUUACCAAAAAUUGGUGGAAGGGUAAAUUUAUGUUAGAACACCAGGGGGAGCUCUUUGUUAUUUACACAUGUUCUACUGAAAACCCUAUUGUAUUUAAACUGGAUCGAAACAAACUUGUAUGGGAAGAGAUGAAAACCCUUGAUGGUAUGACAAUAUUUGCAAGUUUCUUAUCAUCUCAUGGAAGAAAUGACCUCCCGGGAAUAAUGAGAAAUAAUGUCUUUUUCUCUAAAGUUCGUUUUUACGGAAAGCGUUGCAUAUCAUACUCUCUCGAUGACUGUAGAUACUAUCCACGUAAGCAGUAUCAUGACUGGGGAGAACAAGAUCCCUUUGAGAGCAUUUGGAUUGUACCGCCACAAAACUUCUCAGCCUUCAGUUGAAGAACUGUACUGUCAUAGUAUUAGAGCCCUUUGGUCCGGCAGGAUCAUCAUCAUGCGUUUUAUCUUGUACCAUGAUCAUUUUUGCCUAAGCAGAGAUUUUGCUCAGGUUCAUUCCUCUGAAGUGCAGGUUGAAGUGGCCUAUUAUUCCGUUUUGGCCCAGCAGUAUUUUGGAUUGAAAGUUUUUUGGAAGCUUAAUAAUGUAACAACAACAAUGAUGGGAAGGUCCUUUACUCACCUUGGAAGGAACAAAGGAAUCGACAGAACCUUUUUUGGGUACAGCUUUUGAAGUUUCUAGAAAUUUGCAGGGCCUUUGAAAACAACAUUCUGUCAAGAGUAGCUGCACUGCCUCUAAAUUUUUUGUUUUAAUGCUAUGAUCGUGUUUUUGGAUCAGACCUGUUUAGUUAUUUACCUUGCCCUUUUUCUAUAAAGUUCAGAAACCAUAGUUUUCAUUUCUGUCAACCUGAAGACUUGGAUGUUGUUUUAUAAGAAAUCUUCAUCAGAUGAUUUAGAGUCGAAGGGUGCUCAAGGCUGUCUUCUUGUUUUUUAAUAAUCUUCUUGAGAUGAUUGUCAGUCAAAAGGGUGUUGAACGCUGUGAGUGUACUUAGUCUAGAUUUAUGAAAUUUGCCCUUUUCUAACAAAA